Molecule: messenger RNA, 492 nt
Organism: Emiliania huxleyi CCMP1516
Lineage: Eukaryota; Haptophyta; Isochrysidales; Noelaerhabdaceae
Exons: 1
Molecular function (GO): protein binding
Source: RefSeq, a predicted model, not a curated record
AUGAACGCGAUUCUCGACGGCGGCUGCCUCGCCGAAGUCCUUGGCCACCUCACCGAUUGGGGCCUCUGCUGCGCCCGCAGAGUGUGCACGGCAUGGCGUGACGCCGCUUCGACGGCCGGCGUCUGGCGUGCCGUCUUUGAGGGCAUGCACGGAGCGCACUCCGUUCACUGGGCUGCCGCGCACGAGCCGGUUGCACUCGCGCCGGGCGACGACGAAUGGCGCGCACGCUGCGCGCUCCGUCGCCGGGCAGCCACCAAUAGAAGGCGUGGGCUCGCGCGCGCCCGCCUUCUUCCCUUUGAGAUGGGUCCCACGGCUGCCUCAUCACCUUUCUUCGUCGUAUCGCUCGCCGUCGAUGGGCCGUGGCUGGCGCUCGGUGGGCAUGGCCACGUCUCGCUUCACGACCUGCGCACCGGCAAGCGCUGCUGGCAGCAGCCCCACGCUGCGAGCGCCGCCGGCAGCGACGACAGCGCGCACCUCGUCAGCAUGGUGACG